Geodia barretti is the source of this 360-nucleotide messenger RNA. The record is from the annotation of a GenBank genome assembly. NCBI's taxonomy places the organism in Eukaryota, Metazoa, Porifera, Demospongiae, Tetractinellida, Geodiidae.
ACGACUGGCUGCCUAGGGCUACGUAGCACUCUCCUUCAGAAGUGUGUAACAUUUUGUGACCGAAAGGGAUUGCUCUUAGCAUUUUUCACAGACUCCACGAUGGUGCUGCACCAUAUGUUACGACUGCUGAUCGCUACAUACUUUGGGCUUGUGUCUGAAGAGGGAUUCAUCGAUCUGUGCAAUGACUCCUUGGUCUCCAAGGACGAGAGGUGCAUCUAUGUUGAGGAUACGCCUGCUGCAGAGCUACGUAUUCUCGCACUACAGCAUUCGUGGUGGCCCAUGAGCGAUACCAGCAUUUUCAGAACUACGGGAACCUGAAGAUAUGAAAACCACUGAAGUGCAAACCCUCGGCGAAUUGCC